CAUACUACACGUAUAAAAGUUGGGGUCGUUGAAUUUUUUUAUUUUUAUUUUAUAUUGUGGGACUUGGAAAAGUAAUUAGUAGUUAUUCUCAUACUAGAGAUACGUGAUAUCCUCAUAUGGGGAAUGUACUUCAUUUCUGCCUCGCAUUCUACUUGUCUUCGGUAUAUAUUGUUGUUGUUUUGUAAGUUUUUGAGGUUUUUGAUGUAAGAGGUUUGUGGGUUUCGAGGCGGGUUGGGCUUGUUUUGAGCGUUUUGAUGAUUUUAGUUGGCGUUCUGGUUCUGGGUCUGGAUUUUGAUGCUUGCUAAUGGCCGAGAGGUCCAAACUUCGGUUACUUCGUUGCCCUAAGUGUGAAAAUGUCCUACCCGAGCUCCCUGACUAUUCUGUUUACAGUUGUGGUGCUUGUGGUGCUGUUCUCCGAGCGAAGAAGAAAGCACCUGGUAGUGAUGGGUUCUUGGAGAUAUCUGAUAAUAUGUUGGGUAGAGGGGGUUCUGAGAAAUUGGAGGGUUUGUCUGAGAAUGGUGGUGGUAGUUUAGGCAGUGCUUCUGGGACUGAGAGGGAGAAUGAUGGGCUUGAAGUGAAUAUGAAGGAAGAGAGAAUCUUCGGAGAAACAAGGGUCAAUUCGAUUGGUAAUUAUUUAUCAAAAGCCGAGUAUAAAGAGGUUCUGACUGAUAAUGAUGGAAAUGUUAGGGAAGAGGUUAAGGACUCGAGGCUUGGACAAAAUGGUAGAGAGAGAGAAACUAGGUUCCACGGUAGACAUGUGGGAUUGCCCGGAGGCCGGGAAGACUAUUGGGUUCGUGGAGACGGUCAUGAUCAUACGAAUAUGAAUAGGUCCGAGUUCGUUGGUUUGAGUACUGGAGAAAAUUUGGCCUGGCUAAGGGCUUCAACAAAUAGAGAGCGAUUGGGUGUGGAAAGGGAUGGGUUUGGGAGCUUUUACAGAAACCCUAGGGCAGUUGCUUCUCAGAGGGAAUAUCCAACUUUUGCUUAUCCCUACGAGGGACCCUCAAACUAUCAGCCAGACUCAUUUUAUGGCUAUGGCGAGCAGAUCAAGCAUGAUAGUGAUUUUGAUGGGCGUAACGAAGUUGAACAACUAGAAUGUAAUCGAGCUGAACUGCUCAGGAAGUUGGAUAAGUUGAAAGAUCAAGUUUGCAGAUCUCGUUCUGUGGACAAUAAACCGUUGGUCCCUGUUGAUAGGACUCUGCCUGAUCCUAAUGUUGGCUGGGAUGUAUAUAAGGCCCCAGAUAGGCAUCUUCUAAGGCCCCCUUAUUUCAAUCAUACACAUGGAAAUGAGCCUUAUAUGAAUCUUCAUAACAUGGGACCAAUGAAUUCCCAUCCUCCUCCAAGGCAUGUCAUGAAUGAGUUUCCUGUAUAUGAUGAAUCUUAUCAGCCUCAAAUGACAAGGAAGCCUCUCCAUCAACCACUCAGUCAAUACGCACAACGAGAACCUCAUGAAUACUUCCGACGCGAGUACAUGGAAUUCAAUCAAGAUCCAUUCACUUCAUAUCAGCCCAAAACCUUUUAUCACCAGCCUGCAUGCUCUUGUUCACGCUGUCUUGAACAGAGUUGGCAAGUUCCUCCACGAAUUCCAGCCACUGUGUUUGGUAAUAGAAGGAUUCAGCAGGAUUCUAUCAAUUCAAAUUUCUACCAUCGUGACGAACUUGGGCCACAAAGUUACAAUUCUCGAUUUGCUAGUCCUGCUCAGUUGACCUCUAGGGAUCCACUGAUGCAUAAAGUAUGUACCGGUGAACUUGAUUCAGACACUGAUGGUCUUGGUCAUAUUCGUCGGAGACUAGAGGUGGCAGCCCAGGGGAAUAGGUUGUGUUGCCAUCCUGUAGCAGAUGGUGCCCCAUUCAUAACUUGUUAUAAUUGCUUUGAGUUGCUGAAACUGCCUAGAAAACUCAAAACAACAGAGAAGAAUCGACAGAAACUGCGGUGUGGUGGCUGUUCAACUAUAAUAGUGUUUGAAAUUGUGAAUAAGAAACUAAUUAUAUUUGUUCCUGAAGAAACCAAGCAAAUAUCUGCUGAGGCUGAAGACGGUUCUGAAGUAUUAAUAGAAAGCGAUCCAAGUUCUGAUGGUUGUUUGGAUGCUGGCAACAUCCACUCCUGCUUGGUGGAUUUUCAUAAUUCUGGUCAUAACUUAGAUUUGACAGAUAACAGACAGGGUCCCAAGACAUUGUCUAUUUCUUCUUCUCCUGAGGGGUGCCCAGCUACGUUGAUUUUGCAGGGAAAUGUUUCUCACACCACUGAGCAGCCCUUAAAAGAUGACUUGUCUCCAAAACAUUCAGUGAGCAAAUAUGGGCAGGGAAACAAUAGUAAACGUGUGGACCUAGACAAGGAGGCCCUUGCUAGGAUCACUUCUUGUCAAAAUUCUAUCGAAGAUAUGCCAGUGGCAACCGAGCUGGAUGUUUCAUUCAAUGAUUAUCUUAAUACAUGUCUAUCUCAAGACUCUGUGGAGGUAAGCAAGGAGAAAGAUCUACCAAAGACCAACAAAAGUUCUUCAUUCUUUGUGGGUUUUAUCAAGAAGAGCUUUAGAGAAUUCUCAGCGCCUACUCAAAGCCUGGAAAAUGAAAAACUUAAUGUUUCAGUUAAUGGGCAUCCUAUACCAGACUGUCUGGUUAAGAAGGCUGAAAAGCUGGCUGGGCCAAUCCAGUCUGGAGAUUAUUGGUAUGAUCCCCAAGCUGGAUUCUGGGGUGUGAUGGGCCAUACUUGCCUUGGCAUAAUUCCUCCAUUGAUUGAAGAAUUCAACUAUCCCAUGCCAACAAAUUGUGCUGGUGGAAACACAGGUGUCCAUGUGAAUGGGAGAGAGCUUAAUCAGAAAGAUCUAGACCUGCUUGUCAGCAGAGGACUACCACCUACAGGAGAUAAAUUUUAUCUUGUUGAGAUUUCUGGGAGAGUUGUAGAUGAGGACUCUGGCAAGGAAUUAGAUGGCCUGGGCAAACUUGCUCCAACGGUUGAGAAGGCAAAACAUGGAUUUGGCAUGAAAGUUCCCAGAAGGUUCAGGUGAUUUCUGAUUCUGUUGGUUUUGAUGGUUUUAGUCGCGAGUGCUUAAGUUUUCCCCAGCCAAAGUUAUUCAGUUCUAAUGGUUGAUGCAAGAUCAAAAUCUGUUGUAACAUGUAUUUGUAAAAAAACAAGAAAAUCAUCAAAUUACAUAUGUUCUUAUUCAUACAUAUGGAUCUCUUUGUGGGUAAAGCAAAAUACACUGGGCAAAUUGUCAGGUGCA
This is a messenger RNA of Juglans microcarpa x Juglans regia, 3217 nucleotides long. RefSeq lists its product as uncharacterized. The transcript is spliced from 5 exons. The record is from RefSeq and is a predicted model, not a curated record. Lineage: Eukaryota; Viridiplantae; Streptophyta; Magnoliopsida; Fagales; Juglandaceae. Bases 305 to 3001 code for a protein of 898 amino acids. Gene Ontology annotation, biological process: regulation of defense response to fungus.